AUGAUUCUGCGCUGUCGACUCGCAUUUCUCGUCAGUAUCAUUGCCGCCAAUUUGGCAUGGGCUGCCCACUCCUUUGAAAAUACUGCGAUUGUGCGCACUGCCGAACUCGGUGGCUCGCUGGUCCAUGUUACUACUACCUAUGCGAUCAAGGCACUGGAACCUAAGGCUAGCAUCUACACUGUUGUGCUGAGUCCGGAUGAGCAAGAGAAGACAAGCUGGCUUGAGAUUAGGCAGAAAGGGCGGCAGGCGCCGUUGCAGGUAGAAGCCCACGAGCUGGACGCGGUCAACAAUGUCUAUCUAUACAAUGUUCAACUUCCGAAGGCACUAUCUACGAAUGAGACUACAAACCUAAUUGUAGAGACCAUUCAGACGCACGCGACGUAUCCUUGGCCUGAGCAGGCUGCACAAAAUGAUGACCAAACCCUCAAGUACGAGACUGAUCUGUAUGUGCUGAGCCCAUACAAGACCGCUGUGCAAAGGAGUAAGAUAAGGGCACUGGUACCCCGCAUACUUUCGUACACCACUCCGGAGGAUAUCGAGUUCACGACGGAGAUCCCUGUCACGAAGUCUGGAGCGACCGUUACUUAUGGCCCGUACCAUAAUAUUCCUCCCUCGUCGAACUCGGAGUUUGUACAAAAGCACCAGAAGCAUGUCACAGUGCACUACGGCCAUGAUUUCCCCUGUGCUCAAAUAACCAAGCUGAAGCGUGCAGCAGAAAUUAGCCAUUGGGGCGCGAACUUGAACAUCAACGACGACAUUGUCUUGCAUAACGGCGGUCCUGCCCUCAAAGGCCACUUCUCUCGCCUAGGGUACCAGUCGCAGACUUUCUACAACCGUCCGGCACCCACCAUUUUGAACUGGUUCACCCUCCACCUUCCUGCGGGCAUUCGGAAUGUGUAUUACUACGAUUUGAUCGGCAAUGUGUCGACCUCCCGUCUGCGCCUCGCACCCUCCGCGCCCAAGACGUUGACUGCCAAUCCCAACCAAUACAGCAUCAUGGAAGUGCGGCCGCGCUAUCCGGUGUUGGGCGGAUGGAAUUAUACCUUCACUCUGGGGUGGGAUGCGCCUUUGGCAGACUCCGGAAGCUUCGAUAGCAAGACCGGAAAAUACAUUGUAGGGGUACCGGUCAUGACCGUAUUGCCCGAUGCUGUUGUCGAGGAUGCCGAAGUCAAGAUUAUCUUACCGGAAGGUGCUACUGACAUCGAGUUCUUCCCUCCAUUCCCCGCAAAGAAUCAGACCAUCUCCACCCACAUCACGUACCUUGAUACCGUUGGACGACCUGCACUUACCUUCCACUACGAGCGUCUUACCGACAAGCACAGCGGAAUCAUCUAUGUUACCUACAAAGUUCCUUUCCUUGCUCAUCUGCGAAAGCCGUUGGCGGUGGCGACCGCGUUCAUAGGUCUUUUCGUGCUCGCCAUGGGUUGGCGACGAGUAGACACUAGGCUCGAUACCAGACAAAAGCUCUAG
Gloeophyllum trabeum ATCC 11539 is the source of this 1470-nucleotide messenger RNA. RefSeq lists its product as uncharacterized. The transcript has 6 exons. Gene Ontology annotation, cellular component: oligosaccharyltransferase complex; membrane. Lineage: Eukaryota; Fungi; Basidiomycota; Agaricomycetes; Gloeophyllales; Gloeophyllaceae. Bases 1 to 1470 code for a protein of 489 amino acids. The record is from RefSeq and is a predicted model, not a curated record.